Molecule: messenger RNA, 240 nt
Organism: Arabis nemorensis
Lineage: Eukaryota; Viridiplantae; Streptophyta; Magnoliopsida; Brassicales; Brassicaceae
Source: the annotation of a GenBank genome assembly
AUGGAGACAACAUUAACUACAAUGCGUGAUUCAAUUACCACCUUGGUUGGAUUGGAAAUCAACGCUGAAACGGUUGUCAAUUGCACAACAACUGCACAACAACUACUGCUCAAACUAGGGAAAGAACUCAAAGGGAGUUGGAGGGGCGAGCUUGCUCUCCUUACGGCGUUACAAGAGUCUCGAACUUUUGCCAACCCCAUCGAAACCUCAACCAGGAUGAAGAUGAUCUACUUAUGGUAA